AUGUUGCGCAUCAAUAGAUCGCGCCUUGUAGGGUUACUUUGUCUAACAUUAUUCGUAUACUUUCUCGUCUUUACCGAGUCCGGAUCCUCUGCAGGCGAAUUCCGUGCAAACACUGAAGCAGGCCUUGCGCGCAAGCAGCAAAGAGAGCAAGAACUUCCCCUGCGAGGCCAUCUAUCAGACGAAGACUUGACGAAGAAAACGAACGAUGAGCUUCAGGGAAUUUUAUCAAGCCAAAGUAAAGAGCAGCCGGCGAAGGACACAGAUGGUAAUUCUGCAGGCAGCACUUACAGAGAGCCACAGCACAACAAGCCUUCUGUCGAAGAUGUCGCAAAGCAAGGCUGGACAAGAGAAGAGCCUGGCGCUUGGAAGAAGACAAUGAACGAGCAGCUGCCAAAUCAGGAAGCAGAAGAUGCCAGUGCAGCUGGGCAGAAGGCAAUCCAGAAACCAAAGUCAAAUGCGCCUGACACCACUUCAAAGGCACAUGCCGAGGACGAUGAAGUCGAAACUGGAGGUGAUCCAGGCAAGGACUUUGCCAGAGUGAAACUUAUGGAGUACCUCAAAAACCCUGUCGUCAUCUUUUCCAAAUCAUACUGUCCGCACUCGAAGAAAGCCAAACACCUCCUUCUCGAGGUCUACAAGAUCAACCCCAAGCCUGUAGUCGUUGAACUCGACAUGCUUGGCGAGCACGUCCCAUCAUCUCCGUCUGAAGAUUUGGCUCAUGAUGACCACAAUAAAAUCACACUCGGAAAAGCGCUUCAAGACCUCCUUGCUGAAAUCACGGGCAGAAAGACUGUGCCGAAUAUUGUCGUAGGUGGUGGUCACAGUAUCGGUGGAAAUGACAACAUAUGGGAGAUGCACGAAACGGGUCAUCUGGCUGAAGAGAUCAAGAAGUUUGGUGGACGAAGAAUUGUUAGUGUUGAUGUGCAGGAAGAGUGA
Molecule: messenger RNA, 936 nt
Organism: Lithohypha guttulata
Lineage: Eukaryota; Fungi; Ascomycota; Eurotiomycetes; Chaetothyriales; Trichomeriaceae
Exons: 1
Coding region: 1-936 (311 amino acids)
Biological process (GO): cellular response to oxidative stress
Cellular component (GO): cytoplasm; fungal-type vacuole; cis-Golgi network
Molecular function (GO): glutathione disulfide oxidoreductase activity
Source: RefSeq, a predicted model, not a curated record